Strongyloides ratti is the source of this 906-nucleotide messenger RNA. Its product is annotated as Transposase, type 1 family-containing protein. Lineage: Eukaryota; Metazoa; Nematoda; Chromadorea; Rhabditida; Strongyloididae. The record is from RefSeq and is a predicted model, not a curated record. The coding region runs from base 1 to 906 and encodes 301 amino acids. The transcript has a single exon. Gene Ontology annotation, molecular function: nucleic acid binding.
AUGAACAAACUAGAAAAAAGAGCCGUUAUUAAAUACUUAGUAAAAAAAGGCUUAACAGCCACAGAAAUCUUCGAAGACAUAAAAAAAGUAUUAGAAGAAGAUUCGCUUUCUUAUGCCACUAUUAAAAGAUGGGUAUCUGAAUUCAAACAUGGAAAAACAAGCUUAGAAGAUGAUCCACGCAGUGGUCGCCCUAAAAUUGCAACAACCAAAGAAAUCAUUGAAAAAGUCCACGAAAUGAUAAUGAAUGACAGAAGAUUAACAGUCUCGGAGAUAGCUGAGAAGAUGGAAAUUUCUGAAGAACGAACAUAUCAUAUAAUAACUGAAGAAUUAGAAAUGAAAAAAAUGUUCGCAAUAUGGGUGCCGAAUUCACUGACAAUUGAUCAAAAACGCACCAGAGUUCAAAUUUCAAAAGAAUGUUUGAAUCUUUUUUUGAAAGAUAAAAGAGAUUUCAUGAGAAGAUUUACAACUACGAAUGAAACGUGGAUUCUCUACAACAAUCCUGAGUUAAAAGAACAGUCAAAAGAAUGGAAAAACCCUAAUUCUCCACCUCCGAAGAAGGUUAAGUCAAUGUUUCCAAGCAAUAAAGUUAUGGCUUCAAUUUUUUGGGAUUGCAAAGGGAUUCUACUUAUAGAUUACCUUCCAAACGGUCAAACAAUAACUGGAAAAUAUUAUUCUAAUCUUUUAGACCAAUUGGAUGAAAAAAUUCGUGAAAAAAGACCUGGAUUAAACAAAAAAAAGAUUAUUUUUCACCAGGACAAUGCGCGUGCUCAUACUUGCUUAACUUCAUUAUCAAAAAUCUCAAGUUUAAACUAUGAAUUAUUGCCACAUCCACUCUAUUCUCCAGAUUUAGCUUCAUCUGACUUUUUUUUGUUUUCUAAAUUAAAAAAAUUUUUAAGUGGAAAGUGA